CGGACAUGUUAGCUUUGGAGCUGGCGACGGAAGAGCCUUUUGUGACAACGUGCACUGCUCUUUUUACUUAAUACUCCUCAAAGUAACGGAUAUUUAAGCGAGAAAAUGGUGCAGAAGAAGCCCAAGAAGAAGGUUGGAAAGAAGGUGGCUGCUGCCCCAUUAGUGGUAAAGAAAGUUGAGCCGAAAAAGCAAACGAAUCCUCUUUUCGAGAAACGCACUCGCAACUUCGGCAUUGGUCAAGACAUUCAGCCUGACAGAGAUCUUAGUCGUUUUGUCAAAUGGCCAAAAUACAUUCGUAUUCAGAGGCAAAAGGCUGUUCUUUCAAAAAGAUUGAAGGUUCCUCCUCCAAUCAAUCAGUUCACUCAAACACUUGAUAAGCAAACUGCCACUCAGCUAUUUAAAAUUUUGGACAAAUACAGGCCAGAAACUGCUGCUGCUAAAAAGCUAAGGCUAAAGGCCCGUGCUGAAGAGAAAGUGGCUAAGAAAGAGGAUACACCAACUAAACGACCAAACACUAUUAGAAGUGGAACUAAUACUGUUACUACCUUGGUAGAACAGAAAAAAGCUCAGCUUGUUGUCAUUGCACACGAUGUAGACCCCAUUGAGGUUGUUCUAUUUUUGCCAGCCCUUUGUCGUAAAAUGGGUGUACCUUAUUGCAUUGUUAAAGGUAAAGCACGCUUGGGACGUCUGGUGAGAAGGAAAACUUGUUCUGCUGUGGCUCUCACUCAGGUUGAUUCUGGAGACAGGGCCAACUUCACAAAAGUCAUUGAAGCCAUUAAGACUAACUUCAAUGAUCGUUAUGAUGAAAUUAGACGUCACUGGGGUGGUGGUUUACUUGGUAGUAAAUCUGCCGCAAGAAUAGCAAAAUUAGAAAAAGCAAAGGCAAAGGAAUUGGCACAGAAGCAAGGUUAAAUACAUGUUGUCUGUGAUUUUUAUUAAAAAGUUUAUUACUAAUAAAAACAGACAAUUCUAUAAAAUUAUAUUUUAUACAAAUUUUCAAAUCCCAGCAAACUGGUUUUUUACACAAGAUAUACAUAUAUUAGUAGCA
This is a messenger RNA of Phymastichus coffea, 1048 nucleotides long. RefSeq names its product large ribosomal subunit protein eL8 (gene RpL7A). The transcript has 6 exons. Gene Ontology annotation, biological process: ribosome biogenesis. NCBI's taxonomy places the organism in Eukaryota, Metazoa, Arthropoda, Insecta, Hymenoptera, Eulophidae. Gene Ontology annotation, cellular component: ribonucleoprotein complex. Bases 106 to 912 code for a protein of 268 amino acids. The record is from RefSeq and is a predicted model, not a curated record.